AGCAAAUGUGGAUUGGCUAAUAUCUCUGCAAUAUCUAUGGUCUCCCAAAAAUAUAAAGCCUCCCAGUGUCCUGAUAUCCAAACAGAUCUGAAACUAAUCAAAACUGUCUGGACCGAAUUAGGGUGCAUCUUAAACUGGGAAUGAAAUCUACUUAAAUGAAAGGACCCACUGAUGGAUGAACUACAUGUGAACACAACUGAAGAGCUUGAGUGAUUUACCUUUGGGCUCAAAGCAGUGAAAUUUCAAUGAAGCAUCAUCCUCAAAUCAUAGAGAAAACUGCUAUAGAACCAAGCCCCCCCCAUGUGCUAGAACAGGGAAGAAGUGAAAAGUAAACGGAGCGAGAAGGAAAUUUGCAGAAUUGGUCAUCGGAAUAGACCUGCUUGUCUAGAGAAGGAGAGGAGGGACAAUUCAGAAACUGCCUAAGAAGGAGGAAAUCUUUCUGAGAAACAUGCCCAAGCUUCAUCUCUUCUUCAUGGUUUACUUUGCUUCCUUCCAUUUCUCCCUCCCUCUCCACAAUAGUGAAUGCGAGACCCAUCACGGAAAUGACUGCAAGAAAAAUGUCAACUUCGUACCAGGACAUAUCAUUGGGGAAGGAGUUGAUAUCACCACUCUGGAGAAGAAAGGGGCUUACGUGGUGGACAUCAGCAAAUGGCAGGGACCCAAUGGGACGUGCACCCUGUGUCGGAAUCGUAAAAUGGGUGAGCUGCAGAGACUUCCCCUGGUUGGGGUGGACUGGCGGCAGAAGGAAAACUGCCGACAAAAAGCAAACAACUUUGUGGACGAGUUAGAUAUAGUGGCCAACGCAAUAGCCAAAGAAGUCAAGAAUGACUGGAGAAUGGAGAUGGUCGAGGAUUUCAUGGAGGAGGACCUGGGAUUCUCCACUCAGGUGGCUUUUGCUGGCUCUCACUCUAAUAUGGCCAUUUUCGCAUAUCAGAAAACCCGCGAAGACAGGUACAGCUUUCUGAGGAACGAGAUCGAAUGUGAACAUUACAGUUUGGGGCUUCAGACGAAUCCUCUGCUGUCCUUCCAUUUUGUUCGGGCCAUCGGCAAGUUGCCCCCCCAUCACGACCCCGAGGAAUACCAGCAUUUCAUCAAUAUCUAUGGCACCCAUUAUAUCAGCCUGGUGUAUCUAGGUGGGCGAGCUCGUUACUUGCUGGCUUUGAAAACCUGUGGCAUGACCUUGAGGGGUUCACGGCGGAGAAGAUCAAAUACUGUUGGAUUGGAGACAAAGCUGAAGCGUAUAGGUCUUUGGGGUCCUUUUCUUUCCAUUCGAAUGUGCCAAGCUAUGGUUCGGGAAAUCUAAAUCAGCUUCUACGAGCUUUACACGACCCAGCACAUGGAGGUGGUAGGAGGCCACAAGAAGAUGCUCUUCUCGGAUAGCAGAGACCUGGACCAUCUCAACGAAUGGCUAGACAGCACCGAAAGGACCCCUGGGUUGGUGUCUUAUUCCCUUUUACCUCUGUAUAGCUUGUAACAAACAGACCCCAGGAGGAAUGUUUUAAAGCAAGCCACCGUGAGCUACAUCAAAAGAAGAGCCCUAAGGAGAGACUGCCACCAAAGCGUGCCCCCAGAAGAACUUCAACAAUGGGUCGAAAAGUGCACCUGCAUGUGUAUACCCAACGGCCUCAUCAACAACAAAUGUUGCGGCACCGAGCGGGGCAGGGCUCACCUCAAGUUCCAUGUGGACAGUGGGUCCGGUCUUGGGGGUGACCAUUUUUCCUCCACUGAUGCCUACGUCAAAUUCCUUUUCCAAGACCAGGAUAUGCGCACGAGGGUCAUUCGGGGCAAUAACAACCCUCGGUGGUCAGAGAAUCUGAACUUCGGGGCUGUCACGCUGAACGGCAACGACAAAUAUGUGGUGGAGAUUUGGGACAGCGACGUCUGGCACGGCCUCUUGCAUCGCUGUCAGGGGAGGCUGAGGUCAGGUCUUAGCAACUGGCAGAUAUGCUAUCUCAAGUAUGGGCACAUUAGGUUCUAUUACGAGUUGACAUGUGCCCCCACUCUCGCCGGGUCCAGCUGCCAUGAAUAUGUCCCUUUGCAUCUGCCAACCUCCUAUUUCAAUGACACAAAUCGUGACCAGGAAAAUUCAUGGUCACACACAUUCCAUAUCUGAGUACCCUGCAUGGGUGGGACUCAUACUGAUAAAUUAAGGCAUUGCUCAGAUUUGGAAAGAAUCUAAUAGGAAUCCCUAUCAAUUUUCUUCUAUACAACAACUGGAAGAGAGUUUUUGAACAGAUCAUUUCUAGAAAAAUGCACUCUUCUCCUCAAUUUACAACCCCGAUUGAGCCUAACGUUUCCCACAGUCCUUAAGCGAAUCUGGCUUCCCCAUUGACUUUGCUGGUCAAGGUUAUCAAAAGCAAUCACAUGACCCCACCAGGACACUGUAACCAUCAUAAAUAUAUGGAGCGGUUGCCAAAUACUCACAUUGUGAUCACAUGACCACGGGGAUGAUACAACAGUU
Thamnophis elegans (Western terrestrial garter snake) is the source of this 2461-nucleotide messenger RNA. RefSeq names its product perforin-1-like. The record is from RefSeq and is a predicted model, not a curated record. Lineage: Eukaryota; Metazoa; Chordata; Lepidosauria; Squamata; Natricidae. Gene Ontology annotation, biological process: immune response. Gene Ontology annotation, cellular component: membrane attack complex.